Zingiber officinale is the source of this 1401-nucleotide messenger RNA. Its product is annotated as putative E3 ubiquitin-protein ligase RF298. Bases 1 to 1401 code for a protein of 466 amino acids. The transcript has 2 exons. The record is from RefSeq and is a predicted model, not a curated record. Lineage: Eukaryota; Viridiplantae; Streptophyta; Magnoliopsida; Zingiberales; Zingiberaceae.
AUGGCAGCAAUUGUUGCCGCAAAUGGUGAUCUUGGAUCAUCUGCUAUAUCCUCUCAAGAGAAGUGUAGCAGGAAUAAGAGAAAAUUUCCUGCAGAUUCCCCAGUACUAGACACGCCUGAUCCUUCUUUAAUGGAAAGUGCAUACCAUGACUAUGAAACGAUUUCAGCUGAACCUUUGAGUAGUCAAGAACUUGAGAAGCAUGUAAGCUUGUGUAGUACUUGUAGAGCUCUUACUCAUAGUCUCAAGGAGGUAUUAGAUUUGGAAGAUGUAAGAGAAACUGACUGGAGUGGCAUGACAGAAACACAACUUGAGGAGCUUCUACUGAGUAAUUUGGAUGCAGCUUACAAGAAUGCAAUAAAAAAGAUUACUUCUUAUGGGUAUACAGAGUCUAUUGCAAUUAAUGCUCUCUUAAAUGUUGGUCAUUGCUAUGGUUGUAAAGACCCGGUUGCAAGUAUUGCUGAACAUGCUCUGGAGUACCUAGCAAGCGGAAAAGCAGUGGAUGUUUCUGAGAGUGAGAAUGCUUCUGAACAGAUUAGAAAGUUGGAGAAGACCUUAUUGGAAGACAUGGUUAGUGUGCUUAUGGAGAUGAGGCCUUUCAUUAGUAGAGGAAAUGCAAUGUGGUCCUUGUUAAUGUGCGAUAUGAAUCUUUCCAUUGCAUGCAUGAUGGAUACUGACACUUUCAGUAGUUCAGGAUACAGUGGCAUUUCAGGUUCUUCCGCUGUUCAGUUAAAUUCCAACUGUAAUUCCUAUGGUCCUAGUUCACUCAUGUCAGAAUGCAAUGCUCCUGCUGGUGAACUAAAUUCUUCAACUCAUCCUCCUCUUUCCUUUAGCAAUGAAACCUCAAGCUUGGCUAGCGUCCCUGGUUUACCUUCUUCACGGUUCUAUGCCUCAGGCAGUGUGCAUGGUCCAUACAGCCAUUCAGAACCUUUAGAGGAGAAUCCACUAACUUCAUCUAAAUCUUUAGAGGAGAAUCUCUUCUCUCAUGCUCUACCUAGAUCUUCUCUUCCGCGUGAAAAGCCUACUGGAAGUAAAAAACGACUUGCUAGUAGCUCUAGAGAUCGGUGCCGAUCAAAUCAAUCUGAUAGGAAUAGUCGACUUCAUGGUUAUAGGUCAGGUUCAAGAUCAACCAAAACUAGCAACUUGGCUAGUGUUCUGUUAGACAAAAAGAAUAAGUCCGUUUCAGGUUUUAUCAGUAAUCCAAAAUCCUCUCCACAAAAACUGGAUAAAACAAUUGAACUGGCCUCUUCAGAAUCAAUUACAACUCAGACCUUCUCUUUUACUGCUGGUUCAUCUAACAUUGUAUCAACUGGCUUGGAUACAGUCAAUAAGAACCCUUCCUUGCCUCCUGCAAGCAUUGAUGCUUCCUUAUUGUUCAGGCUAGUUCAAACUGGACACCUAUGA